UCCAGGAUCUGACAUCAAACUGGUUAAUAAGUCACAGACUUUGCGUGAAGUGACAAACUCUAAACAGGCUGAGUACAUGUGGAACGAGGCUGGGUGUCUGGAUACAGGACACUACACGUGUGAAGCGGGAAACAACAUCAAGUCAUCUGUCAGUGAAAGUGUGCAGCUUGUUGUUAAAUGUUCACCACGACUAGAUCAUCGAGUUCCAUUCAAGGACAGAUUUGGCACAGCUGUGGGUGACGAUGUAACACUAUCAAUAUCCGUGAUUGCAAAUCCUACACCCACAUUUACCUGGUACAGACUGAGUGAUGGGAAGAAAAUGAUUCUUACUUCUGGAAGUUCAACUACAACUGAUGUAUCUGCUGUUAGCAAUCGCACACUGAUAAAUGUUCAGCAGAGAGAUUUUGGAAUCUACCAAGUUGUUGUGUCUAAUAGAUCUCCACAAGCAGAUUUGGUGGUGAACAUUACACUUGUUGAAGAAGGUCCUCCAAGUAUUCCCUCCAACGUCAUUGUAUGGAGUGACGUUUCAUCUUUAAUCACUGUGGCUUGGACAGAGGAAUUCAAUGGAGGAUUACCUCAGACAUUCCUAGUUCAGUAUCGAGCAGAUACAGCACCAAAGUGGACAAACCUUACUAGAAUGCUAGAAGAAACAGGUUUGAAGACGAACCACGGAAGUUCAAUAUUGAAUCUGCAGUCAAGGACAAGAUAUCGUGUCCGGGUUUUGUCUUACAACAAACUGGGACACAAAGGAUUCACACACGAGCAGGAGGUUCUAACUGGUGAUUCUGCACCUACUAUACAGAAAGACAAUUUACUUGGAGCUGGGAUUGGUAUUGGGAUAGGAAUAAUGGUGGGAAUAGUUCUUCUUGUUGGUGGACUAAUACUUACAUUCUGGUUGAUGAGAAAAGCUAAAGCCAAACCAGAGCACCCUAAAAGACAGCCUAUAUCUGGAAUACAAGAGACUUCUCUCUAUGAAGACAUGGAACAAACUACAGGUGACAGAUCGAGUACUCCGGCCAACGUAUCCAGUAAUUAUUCCUCACUGGAAGCCAGGAUAGACGCACCAUACGACGUUCUCGGAGUUUAUGACAAUACACCGGAGAUCAAAGAAUGACCACCAUAUAUUUGAAGUAUUGAAAACAUUAUAGAAUUGAGGCUUCUGUCUGUAUCCUAUUACAGCCAAGGGUGGGAAUUGGUGAACUGUAAAAAAGAGGAAAUCUAGAGGGGUCCCGAAAAUUCUUGAAAACCUAGGUGAAAUCUGUGCCAUCUGACACAUUUUGGAGGAAAGGACGAUUAAAAUGCGAGGUAACUCAAUGUUCCAUGAGAGGAAAACAGCUGAUCAGAGGAGAAUUCCCACCCGUGUGCAGCAUAUUUUACUUCAUCAUCGUUGACAAAAUCACCAUCAUCACCAUCAUCAUCAUAAUUUAAGACAGAUAUGCAUGCUUGUGUAGAGUGUCACAUUAUAUAGACUUUGUAUAACAUACUUUA
Messenger RNA from Gigantopelta aegis, 1488 nucleotides. RefSeq names its product contactin-2-like. Gene Ontology annotation, molecular function: protein binding. Gene Ontology annotation, cellular component: neuron projection. The record is from RefSeq and is a predicted model, not a curated record. Bases 77 to 1114 code for a protein of 345 amino acids. The transcript is spliced from 8 exons. NCBI's taxonomy places the organism in Eukaryota, Metazoa, Mollusca, Gastropoda, Neomphalida, Peltospiridae.